Lutzomyia longipalpis is the source of this 2061-nucleotide messenger RNA. Its product is annotated as peroxidase-like. The record is from RefSeq and is a predicted model, not a curated record. The transcript has 4 exons. Bases 1 to 1749 code for a protein of 582 amino acids. Gene Ontology annotation, biological process: response to oxidative stress. NCBI's taxonomy places the organism in Eukaryota, Metazoa, Arthropoda, Insecta, Diptera, Psychodidae. Gene Ontology annotation, molecular function: peroxidase activity; heme binding.
AUGUGGCUCUACGACAUGAGUCGCUACAUACCAAGUAUUACCGACACACCACGUUGGAAGGUACAUUGCGAUCCACAAGUACCGUAUCGUGCCAUUGAUGGUGUAUGCAAUAAUCUCAAUUACCCAAAUGCGGGUAGAGCCAUAACGACCUUCGCAAGAAUUACGCUACCAACGUAUGACCACGAUAUUGAUAUAGUGCGAAAAGGGUCAGACUACCGGUCAUUGCCACUUGCACGUAAUCUUGUGGUAUACUUCUUCCUCAACACAAGCAUUUACGACACGUACGCUGAGCAAUUGAAUUACGAAAGAAUGCCCAACAUGGCAGCAUUGAUGUUUAGUCAAGUUGUAGCACACGACAUUACCCAAAAGCUCAUCACUCAAAAUCCAUAUUCCAACACUGGAAUUCAAUGCUGUGCUAGGAGAAAUUCACGAGUCUUACCGGAAGAUGAAUUAAAUUCAGCAUGUCUUCCUAUUGAAAUCAGUCCACGGGAUCCUGUCUAUCAGAGAUAUUCAGUAGGAUGUAUCGAUCUUAUUCGUUCGAAGACCAUCUCACCCUACGGGAAGACCCUUUCGGCGGCACAGCAAAUGAAUCGUGCCACUGCAAUUCCAGAUCUCUCAGUUGUCUACGGAUCCACGAAGGUUGAUUCGGACAAUUUGAGAACUUUUUCGGGCGGUCGUUUGCAAACGAGCUCCGAUGAUAUUCUCCCUGAGACACCCAAUUGCACAUCCAAUGCUUGCUACCGUUCCGGGGAUAGUCGUGCCAAUCAGACCCCCUUCCUUGCCAUUUGGUAUUCCCUAUUCUUCCGUCACCACAACCGCGUGGCACGAAUUCUCGCUACCCUCAAUUCACACUGGAACGAUGAAAAACUCUUCCAGGAAACACGUCGUAUUGUAAUUGCGCAGUAUCAACAUAUUCUCUACAAUGAAUACCUUCCGGCAUUUUUUGGAAAUGGUGUCAUCUCAUCGCUGGAUACCCCUUACUCAGCACACAUUCAACCAACAACGGCGAAUGAAUUUGCUGGAUCUGCUUUUAGGGUGUUCCACCUGUUCCUACCAAAUAGAUUCGUAUUUGCCGAUGCACGCGAUAACAUUGAAACCAUCCUUCUAUCAGACACAGUCUUCAAUUCGAGAAUGCUUAAAACGAGAUACGAUGAAAUUCUGCGUGGAUAUGUGAAACAGAGAAUUAACAUUCAGGGAUAUGCUGAUGAGGUUCUUCAUCGAAUUUUCAAGAAUAAAGAUGGUAUUGGAAUCGAUCUUCUCGCAACGGACAUUCUACGUGGGAGAGAUCAUGGAUUUAGUCCAUAUGUGAAGUACUUGGAAUUUUGCGGCUACAACAAGAUUAACGAUUUUGAUGAUUUAGGCAAAUUCAUUGACUUUAAGAUAAUUGAGAAAUUGAAAAAGUCCUACAGAAGUGUUUUUGACAUUGACUUGAUGGUUGGGGCUCUCUUGGAAAACACACACGGCGAAUUAAUUGGACCAACAUUCAAACAUAUCAUUCUGGAGCAGCUAAAACGCCUCCGUGCUGGAGAUCGCUACUUCUACGAUCGCACUGAUGGUGUUUACCCAUUCACAGCAGAUCAACUAAAUGAAAUCCGAAAGUACACAAUAGGACAUCUCCUGUGUGAGAAUUCCAACAUUGAAGCUGUGCCGCGAUCUGCCUUCAUUACUCCGCGGUCAGACAGUGACUUCAUACGAUGUAGUGAUCUCCCAAGACUUGAGUACAGCCCGUGGAGGGUGUCGCGCUACUGAUUGGAAAAUUAAUAACACAACAUGCUUCUUCAUGGACAGAAAUAUUUUAAAAUAUUUAUUUUUUUUUCUUUAAUUCAAUAUGAAAUUUUUAUAAAUUGCCUAAAGUGAAAAAUAUUUCAAAUAUUCAAACAUUCUUGAUGAAGGUAAAGGAAAAAAAUCUUUUUAAAAAAGAUGAUGAAAUUGCCACCAUUAAUGCCAAGACAAGACAACCUCGACCCAGAAGGAGUAAAAAAAAUCACUUGACACGCACAUUUCUUUCCGUAUAACAAAAAAUAAACAUUUACAAGUGAAAUAAAUCGAAAUAUUUUUUUU